Wallemia mellicola CBS 633.66 is the source of this 386-nucleotide messenger RNA. Its product is annotated as ribosomal protein L31e. Gene Ontology annotation, molecular function: structural constituent of ribosome. The transcript is spliced from 4 exons. The record is from RefSeq and is a predicted model, not a curated record. Gene Ontology annotation, biological process: cytoplasmic translation. Bases 1 to 270 code for a protein of 89 amino acids. Gene Ontology annotation, cellular component: ribosome; cytosolic large ribosomal subunit. NCBI's taxonomy places the organism in Eukaryota, Fungi, Basidiomycota, Wallemiomycetes, Wallemiales, Wallemiaceae.
AUGGCCCCAAUUGACAAGAAGACCCCAAAGACUCGUUCAGCUAUCAAGGACGUCGUCACUCGUGACUACACUGUCAACUUGCACAAGCGUACUCACGACAGAGCUUUCAAGAAGCGUUCUCCUUGGGCUAUCAAGUCAAUUGUUCAAUUCGCUGAGAAGACUAUGGGUACCAAGGAUGUCCGUCUUGACCCAAAGCUCAACCAACAAGUUUGGUCCCGUGGUGUAAGAUCCCCACCACGUCGUAUCCGUGUCCGUCUUGAACGUGAGUGAGUAAGCGCAAUGACGCUGAAGACGCAAAGGAGAAACUCUACACCUACGCCUCAUACGUUCCAUGUACCGACUUCAAGGGUACCGUUACUGAGGUCGUUGACACUGAAGCUUAAAUU